This is a messenger RNA of Trichoderma aggressivum f. europaeum, 1665 nucleotides long. RefSeq lists its product as uncharacterized. Gene Ontology annotation, cellular component: membrane. The transcript is spliced from 5 exons. Gene Ontology annotation, biological process: transmembrane transport; carbohydrate transport. Gene Ontology annotation, molecular function: carbohydrate:proton symporter activity. The record is from RefSeq and is a predicted model, not a curated record. NCBI's taxonomy places the organism in Eukaryota, Fungi, Ascomycota, Sordariomycetes, Hypocreales, Hypocreaceae. The coding region runs from base 1 to 1665 and encodes 554 amino acids.
AUGAGUGAUCCCGUCGAGCCUAAACCGGCGGAAUCCAAGGCGCAUGAUGGCGCUGUAGACACGGAGAAAGAGGUGCGGGUAGAGAAUGCUGGCGGGGAUAACAUUGACGAGAAGGCGGACCACCAAUUCGACGAAAAUGCGAAAGUCGCCGAUUAUAAGGCGGAUGCUAUCGAAGCAGAGAACGCGGAGCAUAACAUGACAGUGCUCGAGGCUGUUCGCGCGUAUCCCAUGGCUUCCUUUUGGGCGUUUGUUAUGUCUUUCACUAUUAUCAUGGAGUCGUACGAUGUCUUCCUUUGCAACAACUUCCUCGCUCUAGGUGCAUUCAGAGCAAAGUACGGCCAGCCCGUCGAUGAUAUCCCAGAGAACAAUGUCAUCGUCACCAAGUGGCAGUCUGCGCUUUCAGUGUCUGGGCAGCUCGGCGCCCUUAUUGGCGUCUGUCUCGCGGGCUACCUCACCAGCUGGCUCGGAUAUCGCUACGCAACCCUGACCGGUCUGAUGCUCCUAAACGUCUUCAUCUUCGCCUUUUAUUACGCCGAAUCAAUGCCCGUCAUCUUCGCGGCCCAAAUUCUCGAGGGCAUCCCAUGGGGCAUCUUUAUUGCCAAUGCGCCGGCAUACUGCAGUGAAAUUGUGCCUAUCCCUCUCCGAGCCCCCUGUACCCAGAUGCUUCAGAUGUUCUGGGCUAUUGGCAGUAUUGUUGUUGGUGCUGUGACCUACACUUACCAAGGUGUUCCGGGAUCUACAUCCUAUAAGAUCCCCAUCGCCCUUCAAUGGAUGUUUCCCACCCCGCUGGCCAUCUUAAUAUUCCUAGCCCCUGAGUCGCCGUGGUGGCUGGUUCGAAAGGGACGUCUGCAAGAGGCAGAGCACGCCGUUGGGCGCCUUGGGCGGAGGUCCAGGCUUAACACUGGUGAGACCGUCGCUAUGAUGCGCCGUGUUGUUGAGCUUGAGGCCACCUCUAAGCCACCCAGCUACAUUGAGCUCUUCAAAGGUACUGACCUUUAUCGUACCCUCAUUGUGUGCGGUGUAUAUGCUGCCCAGAAUCUCACGGGCAAUCUCAUCGCCAACCAAGCCGUGUAUUUUUUCGAGCAGGCCGGUAUGAGUAAUAAAACCGCUUUUGCCAUGGGUCUUAUCACCUCGGCUUUGCAGAUGAUCUUUGUUAUGCUUUCUUGGAUUCUCACCACGUACCUUGGCCGACGAACUAUCUACCUCUGGGGCUCGGCUAUUAAUGUUAUAUUCCUCGUCGCCCUUGGUGUUGCUGGGUCUGUUGGCAAGAGUAAUUCGAGCUCUCUAGCCCAAGCUUCUCUGGGUCUUAUUAUCUCCGUGCUCUUUACAUUGGGACCUGCUCCUGCUUCCUGGGUUAUUAUUGGUGAGACAUCGGCUAUCCGCCUUAGGCCUCUGACAACUGGAGUGGGCCGCGCUGCGUAUUAUAUCGUCGAAUUCCCUUGCAUCUUCUUGGCAAGCUGGAUGCUCAACCCAGAGGGAGGAAACCUCGCUGGCAGGUGUGGUUACGUUUGGGCUUCGACAGGUUUGGUCUGUUACAUUCUGGCAUACUUCUUCUUGCCCGAGAUGAAGCACCGAUCCUACCGUGAGAUCGACAUCUUGUUCAAGCGGAAGGUUCCCGCUCGAGAAUGGAAAAAGACUCAGAUUGAUGUUGAUGACGACGAGUAG